GUCAACGCCAUGGCCAAGACCCGUAGUGACCAUCUGCUGUACUCCCUGGAAGAGCUGGUGCCCUAUGACUUCGAGAAGUUCAAGUUCAAGCUGCAGAACACCAGCCUGGAGAAGGAGCACUCCCGGAUUCCCCGGGGCCAACUCCAGACAGCCAAGCCAGUGAAGCUGGCCACUCUGCUGGUCACCCAUUACGGGGAGGAGGACGCCGUGCGGCUGACCCUGCAGGUCCUGAGGGCCAUCAACCAGCACCUUCUGGCAGAGGAGCUCAACAGGGCAAUCGGCCCAGGGUGUCAGGUAAAAGAAAGUGACACAGACAGUUCAGCAAUGUCUGGUUCCUCUGCGGAGAUUAAGCCCAAGAGUCUGAAGAUACCAGAUGGCCUGGAAGGUGACAAGCAGCAACAAAGUGGUGACGGGGCUGGCUGCCCACCACCCAUCCAGCCUGAGGCUGGAAGGGGGCCCCAGAAGAAGCCUCUGGGCCAACGGAGAGAUCAGAAAGGCUCUGAGGGCCUAGAUGUGCAGGGCAAGCCAGGGGCCAGGAACACAACUCUGUCUUCCAAGAGAAGCCCCUUUCCCAGCAAGCCACAGGGGGAGAAGGGGAGCAAUGUGGGGGUCAGGCUGCGUAGGAACGCCAGCUCUGCAGGAAGGCUCCAAGGACUCUCCAGCGGGUCGUUUGCUGGGUCCCUGGGAAGGAAAGAAUUUAAGAUAUCUGAAGCAUAUUUACCUUCAGGAAAGAAGCGACCCAAAAGUCUUGAAUUUACCAUUUCUCCAGGAGAGACAGAACCUCUCAACCCAGAAACUCUUCUGCUUCAAGAGAAAAUGAGAAGUGAGAAUCCAUGCUCAGCAGCCACUCUGAACACAGGGGCUACUGUGGCUGCAGAGAAAGGCUCCAGGAAUCCAGAACACGCCAUGACUCUGGAGGGGGGAGCACUCAGGAAUACACUUUCCAGUGUAUCAUUGGCUGGAAAGAAGAUCUGGGAGCAUCCAGAGUCCACAGUACCUGCAGAGAAGAGUGGAACUGAGGCUCCAAAGACCUCUAAGACCUUGAAGGAGGUGGUAGGUGGUGUGCUCCAUGAUCCUUCAAAUCCAGAAGUCCCUCCAUCUUCAGGGAGGCCGCAGGACAAGGCUGUGUGUCCCCUUUGCCGUGUCCAGGAAGGAGACCCGGUUGGUGGCAGCUGCGUGCAUGUUUCCUGCAGCUGCUCCGUUGCUUCUAGGGAUCCUGAGGCCUCACGCGGCCACUCAUCCAGCUGCCCUCGGUGCCAGGACUUGCUCCCGGGGGAGAGCCAUGGAAGCCUCGAGUGGCAGGAGGGCCUGCAGAUGGCCAGCCUGAGCCCCAAGUCCCUGCCACAGUGUGAGCGUCACAUGAAGCAGGUCCAGCUGCUCUUCUGCGAGGACCACGGGGAACCCAUCUGCCUCAUCUGCGGGCUGAGUCAGGAGCACCGAGGCCACCGGGUUCGCCCCAUCGAGGAGGCCGCCCUGGAAUACAAGGAACAAAUUCAGAAGCAGCUGGGGCAUCUGAAGGAGUUGAGAAAAUCUGGAGAGGAGCAGAGAUCUCAGGGGGAUAAGAAGACAGCAAACUCCCUGAAACAAGCUGAAACCCAGAAGCAGAGAAUCCAGUACCAGUUGGAGCAGUUAUGCCAGUUUUUAGAGCAGCAAGAGCAGCUCUUUGUGGCCUGUCUGGAGGAGCUGGGCCAGACCAUUGGCCAAGUCAGGGAGACAUAUGGCACCCGGGUGACAAGGGACAUCGCCCUUCUCGACAAGCUGAUUGGGGAGCUGGAGGCCAAGCAGUGCCAGCCGGAAUGGGAGCUUAUGAAGGACAUCGGAGUCACCCUGCACAGGGCCAAGAAGGUGACUGUCCCUGAGCUGUGGGCCACCCCUCCAGAGGUGAAAGAAAAGAUCCACCUGCUCUACCAGAAAUCACAGUUUGUGGAGAAGCGCAUGAGGCACUUCUUGGAAACCCUGCGUUCAGAAAUGGAAAUGUUCAACGUUCCAGAACUGACUGGUGGUCAGGCACCCUGA
Messenger RNA from Balaenoptera ricei (Rice's whale), 2016 nucleotides. It is a transcript of the gene MEFV, whose product is annotated as MEFV innate immunity regulator, pyrin. NCBI's taxonomy places the organism in Eukaryota, Metazoa, Chordata, Mammalia, Artiodactyla, Balaenopteridae. Bases 10 to 2016 code for a protein of 668 amino acids. Gene Ontology annotation, molecular function: zinc ion binding. The transcript is spliced from 9 exons. The record is from RefSeq and is a predicted model, not a curated record.